Molecule: messenger RNA, 4239 nt
Organism: Microdochium trichocladiopsis
Lineage: Eukaryota; Fungi; Ascomycota; Sordariomycetes; Xylariales; Microdochiaceae
Product: Hydantoinase B/oxoprolinase-domain-containing protein
Exons: 6
Coding region: 9-3920 (1303 amino acids)
Biological process (GO): glutathione metabolic process
Cellular component (GO): cytosol
Molecular function (GO): 5-oxoprolinase (ATP-hydrolyzing) activity
Source: RefSeq, a predicted model, not a curated record
GACUCAGAAUGGCUGAUAUCCGUGUCUCCAUUGACCGUGGCGGCACCUUCUGCGAUGUCGUCGCCCAUGUCGACGGACGCGAACCAAUCAUCUUCAAGCUGCUCUCAGAAGACCCGGCAAACUACAGAGAUGCGCCAACUGAGGCAAUCCGGAGGGUACUCGAGCUCGUCGAAGGCAGGCCCAUUCCGGUUGGUCAGAAGUUAGAUGGGACAAGGAUAGCGGGCUGCAGAGUCGGCACGACAGUCGCAACCAAUGCUCUUCUCGAGCACAAAGGCGACAAGUUCGCCUUCAUGACAACCAAAGGAUUCGCUGACAUCUGUGUCAUUGGUGACCAGUCUCGCCCAAAGCUGUUUGAUCUCAACGUCCGGAAACCUAAGGCACUUCACGACACUGUGGUCGAAGUGGACGAGAGAGUGACAAUCGAGGACUAUGAUCUCAAUCCAGCGCCUCUGGAUUUCACUGGUCCUAUAACGGAUCCUGCUCUGGUCAGGACGCAAAGUGGCGAAGUGAUCCGUGUCAUUACGCCCCUCACCGAGAACACAGUAUGCCAGCAGCUGCAACAACUACGAAAUAAGGGCUAUGAGUCCCUAGGCGUUGCAUUCAUGCAUGCGCAUGUCUUCCCUGAUCAUGAAGCCAGAGUUGCGCAACUAGCAAAGGAACUUGGUUUCAAGUACGUGACAACGUCGUCAGAGACCAGUCCUGUCAUCAAGCUCCUCAACCGCAGCAACUCGACCUGCUCAGAGGCCUAUCUGUAUCCCAUCAUCCGGAGAUACGUCGAGAACUUCGAGGCCGGAUUCGAAAUUCAGCCGCAGCGAGUUGAGUUCAUGUGUAGCGAUGGAGGCUUGAAGCAGGCGCAAAAGUUCAAGGGCAACGAGGCGCUCCUGAGUGGCCCGGCUGGUGGUGUCGUCGGCAUUGCCCGAUCCUGUUAUGACAAAGACGAUGGCACUCCGAUCAUUGGCUUUGACAUGGGUGGCACAAGUACAGAUGUAUCAAGAUUUGAUGGAAAGUACGAUCACUUGACGGAGACCACUAUUGCUGGAAGGACGAUAUCUGUGCCUAUGCUCAACAUCGCCACCGUUGCAGCGGGCGGCGGCUCGAUCCUGUUUGCAAGAAGCGGGCUACUUGUUGUCGGGCCGGAAAGUGCUGGCGCGCACCCAGGUCCAGCAUGCUACAGAAAAGGCGGCCCACUCACGGUCACGGAUGCGAAUCUGUUCCUCGGCCGUCUCGUAGUUUCCUCGUUCCCUUCCAUCUUCGGCAAGAACGCAGACGAACCGCUCGACGCAGACGUUGUCGCUGAGAAGUUCCAGGUCAUCACCAAAGAGUUCAACGAGCAGACUUCGCAAAAGUUGACUGCAGAAGAGGUCGCCUCCGGCUUCUUAAAUGUAGCAAAUGAAGCGAUGAGUAGACCGAUCCGAAAUGCUACGGAGGCCCGAGGUUUCACUCCUGAGAAGCACAACCUCGUCAGUUUCGGAGGAGCCGGUGGCCAGCACGCGUGCGCCAUUGCCGAGAAGCUGGGCAUCAAGCGCAUACUGAUACACAAAUGGUCCUCGCUCCUUUCGGCCUACGGCAUAUCACAGGCCGAGCUCCAAUACGAGACCUACGAGCCAUAUGCCGGCAAUUUCUCAAUGGACGUUCUCGAUGCCGUUCGCACACGGUUGCAGAUACUCCGUAAAAAGGCGUCCCUCGAGCUGACAGCCCAGGGUGCCACGGAGACUUCGUUGUCCUUUGACGAAUCGCUCGUUCUGCGCUAUUUCGGCACCGACACAACGAUAACAGUAUCGAAACCCGCUGACGAAGAUUAUGGCAAGGCCUUCAAGUCACUGCACUUGCGAGAAUUCGCAUUCAACUUAGAGCGAAAAAUUGUUAUUGACUCAAUCAAGGUGAGAGGCACCGGUAGUGCUGUUGCCGUCGAAGAAGACGCGAGCGCCCUCAAAGAGCUAUCUGCAGUGCAACACAGCGUGAAGGAGGCCAAACCACAAUCUGAACAGCGUCUGUACACCGAUGGAAAGUGGCAAAAUGUUGGUGUGUACCGCCUUGAGGAUAUUCCUAAGCAGACAGUGGUGCCGGGUCCAGCACUGAUCAUCGACAAAACUCAAACGAUCGUGGUCGAAUCACAAUUCAAGGGCUACAUCUUGUCCAGCCACGUUGUCCUAGAACGGGACGAGGCCAAAGAAAUUGAGAAGCCAGUCGCAGAGGCUGCGCAGCUGGACGAAACGAUCAAUCCAAUCCAGCUUUCGGUCUUUGCACACCGCUUCAUGUCCAUUGCAGAGCAGAUGGGCAAUACGCUACAGAGAACAUCGAUAUCGACAAGUAUCAAGGAGCGUUUGGAUUUCUCUUGUGCCAUCUUCUCGCCGGACGGCAAGCUCGUGGCCAAUGCGCCUCAUAUUCCCAUCCACCUCGGCUCAAUGCAGUUCGCGAUACAGUAUCAGCACAGGCUAUGGGCUGGCAAGCUCAAGCCUGGAGACGUUCUUCUUACCAACCAUCCACAGACCGGCGGCACACACCUUCCAGAUCUUACUGUCGUGAGCCCAGUCUUUGUGGACGACAAGAUUGCGUUCUACGUUGCCUCCCGAGGUCACCACACCGACAUUGGCGGCAAGGGCAUCACGUCGAUGAUGCCGGAGAGCAAAGAGCUGUGGGAGGAAGGCAUCAACAUCAAGUCAAUGAAGAUUGUUUCUGGCGGCGAAUUCCUGGAGGAGGAUAUCCGCGCCGCGUUCGACCGGGCGGGCAGCUUCCCAGGUUGCAGUGCGACCCGCCGGAUCAACGAUAAUCUAAGCGACCUGAAGGCCCAGAUUGCUUCGAAUCAGCGCGGUAUCACACUCCUAGACAAGAUGUGUCGCGAGUUUGGGCUCGGCGUCGUACACACAUACAUGUUUGGCAUCCAAGCCAACGCAGAGGUCGCCGUGCGCGACUUUUUCAAGCGAAUCGCGCGGGACCAUCCAAAGCCAUUGACGGCGACCGAUUACUUUGACGAUGGCACCGCUCUCAAGCUCAAGAUCACGAUCGACCCAAAUACCGGCGGCGCGAUCUACGACUUUGCUGGCACCGGCCCACAGUCCUGGGGCAACUACAACUGCCCAAUCUCUAUCACGCACUCGGCCAUCAUCUACACAAUCCGAUGCCUCGUCAACGUCGACAUACCUCUCAACGAAGGCUGUCUAGCCCCCGUAGACAUCCGCGUCCCCCGCAAUACCAUCCUCAAUCCUAGUCCAGCAGUCGCGGUGUGCGGUUCCACGCUCGCCAGCCAGCGCGUCGUCGACACCAUCCUCCGCGCUUUUGGGCGAUGCGCAGCCAGCCAGGGCUGUGCCAACAGCUUUGGCUGGGGCAUGGGCGGCCGGGACCCGGCUACGGGCAAGAUUGUGCCUGGCUGGUCAUACGGCGAGGCUCUCGGUGGUGGUGUGGGCGCCGGGCCGGGCUGGCAUGGCGAGAGCGCGGUCAACGUGCACUCCACCAACACGCGCAACACGGACGCAGAGGUGAUUGAGAAGCGCACGGCGGUCAUCGUGCGGCGAUACGCGGUGCGCAAGGGGUCUGGUGGUAGAGGCCAGUUCAAUGGCGGAAACGGCACGAUCAGGGAAAUCGAGGCCCGGAUCCCCCUCAAGUGUAGUAUCCUGAGCGAUCGCCGGGUCUAUGCGCCGUAUGGUAUGAAUGGCGGGCGACCAGGAAAGAAGGGAGAGAACUAUGUGUUCAAGUUUAGUGUUGGUGAUGAGGACGAGGGGGAGGACGAGGACGAGGAGCAAGAUCCCGAGAUCAAUGGGCACGGUGCCGGUGACAAGGAGUCGUCCAUGAAGAAGAUCGCUCUCGGAGGCAAAGCUGUGGUGAACCUCGAGCCUGGCGAGAUCAUGCAGAUCAACACGCCCGGCGGUGGUGGCUGGGGCAAGCCAGACUGCGAUGACUCGGAGUACGAGGACGGCCCGUGAUAUAAUUUGGGACUUGCUAGCAAGCUGAACGAAGUCGUUCCAGACAAGACGGGUUGACACGGAUGUGAUUAGUAGGCUGGGUGCUCUCAGUCUUUGAAAUAUUAAAAUACGCUUCUGCUGGAUUUGGACCCCAUUCUUGGACACAAUAUCAUCGAUUUUUCACCUUGAAAUCCAACGACACUGGAGGGCAUUGUUGAUAUCUUUCUCACAUGUCUGUAUUUCGAUCAGACCUCUCCAUUUACGUCCACACAGCUGAACUUAUGCGCGCUAACAAGAUCUCGUGGAUGCUUUGUCAAUCACAGGUACCGUAUUUGACAUC